Messenger RNA from Xenopus tropicalis (tropical clawed frog), 5239 nucleotides. It is a transcript of the gene pkd2, whose product is annotated as polycystin 2, transient receptor potential cation channel. The transcript is spliced from 15 exons. The record is from RefSeq and is a predicted model, not a curated record. Gene Ontology annotation, cellular component: basolateral plasma membrane; cytoplasmic vesicle membrane; cilium. Bases 163 to 3003 code for a protein of 946 amino acids. Gene Ontology annotation, molecular function: calcium ion binding. Gene Ontology annotation, biological process: determination of left/right symmetry; sodium ion transmembrane transport. NCBI's taxonomy places the organism in Eukaryota, Metazoa, Chordata, Amphibia, Anura, Pipidae.
GCCCUCUAGGAUAACGGGCCUCUAUGGGAGGAAGGGGCGGGAUUAAUGGGAAGGGAGAAAGCGACCCUUGGAAAAAAGUAAAGUUUUCAGUAAAAUGGCUGCUGGCGCAGCAGAAACUCUCUGUUUGUAUUCACCGAGGCCCGUUCGCCCCGUUUCCCAGUCAUGAUUCCCAGCAGAAUAAAACCUCAAGUCCAGGCGGAGCAGGAGGCAGAGGAGAGGAGAAGGAGAAAGAAGAGGGAGCAGGAGAAGAAAGCAGCCCCGGGGGCUCCGUCCCUGCAGCCUCAGGACAUGGUGGAGUUGGAAACUAUCACUAGGCAGGAGCCACCGGCACCUCCAGGCGGAGCGACUCCCUCCCCACUCUCCUCCUGUUCUAGGCAGGCCUGGAGUAGGGACAACCCUGGCUUUGAUGCGGAGGAAGACGGAAUGGAGGAGGAGGAAGAUGGCGAGGAGGGCAUGGUGGUGGAGAUGGACGUAGAGUGGCAUCCAUCUGCAGGGCCUGGCAGAAGAUCCUCAUCCUUGGUGUCCUCCAGCAGCGGGGGGAGCACCGGCUUAGGGGGUUAUCAUCAUCACGGUCAGAGGGGUCGAAAGAGGAGGGGGGACCCUGGCAUGGGAGCUGGCCGCAAUGGGCACAGCACAGAGCAGCCCCAGGAAUUAGAGGGGGCAGGAAAGUUACUGCACAGAGUGAGAGGACUUUGGGGUACACGAUACACAGAGGAACGAAUAACUACUAGAGAGAAAUAUUUGAAAAUCGUUUUCCGAGAAUUAAUUACCUACAUUGUGUUUCUUGUCAUUGUUUGUGUUUUAACUUACAGUAUGGUGACCUCCAACAUGUUCUACUAUACAAAGGGCAUGUCUCAGCUCUUCCUUGAUGGUCCAGUUUCAAAAGAUGAAAGGACCAACUUCAAAACUUUGUUAACAAUGGAUGAUUUCUGGAAGUUCACAGAAGGCCCAUUGAUGGAUGGUUUGUACUGGGACAUGUGGUACAAUAACCGGACAAUGGCAGAAAAUCAUAGUUUCAUAUAUUAUGAGAACCUACUGUUAGGGGUGCCGCGCCUUCGCCAACUCAGAGUUAAGAAUGGAUCAUGUUCUGUGCCUGAGGAUCUGAAGGAUGAGAUCAAAGAUUGCUAUGACAGCUAUUCCGUAAGAAACGAAGAUACAACACCUUUUGGACUCCGCAAUGGAACAGCAUGGACAUACACUAAGGAAAAGGAUCUGAAUGGAAGUAGUCAGUGGGGUGUCAUCUCUGUGUACAGUGGGGCUGGUUAUUACAUAGACCUGUCAAGGAACCGAGAAGAGAGUGCUGCCCAGAUUGCAAUGCUGAAAAAUAACCUGUGGUUGGACAGAGGCACCAGAGCAGUGUUUAUUGACUUCUCUGUGUACAACGCAAAUCUAAAUCUUUUUUGUGUUGUGAGGUUAUUGGUUGAAUUCCCAGCAACUGGAGGUCUAAUCACAUCCUGGCAGUUUCAGACUGUGAAGUUGAUCCAUUAUAUUUCCUCAUUCGAAUUCUUUUUGGCAGCUUGUGAAAUCAUCUUCUGCAUUUUUAUCCUGUAUUACAUAAUAGAGGAAUUCCUUGAAAUACAUGUUCAUCACCUACAUUAUUUCCGAAGUCUGUGGAACUGGCUGGAUAUUGUCAUUAUUGGGCUCUCCUUACCAGCUAUUGGAAUCCAUCUGUACAAGAUGUCUUCAGUGGAAGGCCCAUUGAACAAGCAAUUGUCUGACCUGAAUGUUUUCCCAAACCUUGAGUCUCUGGCAUACUGGCAGAUACAAUUUAACAGUGUUGCUGCAGUUAUUGUGUUCUUUGCUUGGGUUAAGCUCUUCAAAUUUGCCAACUUCAAUAGAACAAUGACUCAGUUAUCUACAACCAUGUCUCGCUGUGCCAAGGAUAUUCUUGGCUUUGCAAUUAUGUUUUUCAUUAUAUUUUUGGCAUAUGCCCAAUUUGCAUACCUUGUGUUUGGCACCCAGAUUGAUGACUUCAGUACGUUCCAGCACUGUAUCUUCACCCAAUUCCGUAUUAUUUUGGGAGAUUUUGACUUCACAGAGGUUGAGGAAGCGAACCGUAUUUUGGGGCCUAUUUACUUUACCACUUUUGUGUUUUUUAUGUUCUUCAUUCUUUUGAACAUGUUUUUGGCCAUCAUCAAUGACACUUAUUCGGAGGUCAAGACAGAUAUGGCUCAGCAAAAAAGCGAGAUGGAGCUAAUCGACCUUAUUAAAAAGGGUUGCAGUAAAGCCAUGGUCAAACUUAAACUGAAAAAAACCACUGUAGAUGAUAUUUCAGAGAGUAUUCGACAAGGUGGUGGGAAGUUGAACUUUGAUGAGUUACGGCAAGACCUGAAAGGGAAAGGACAUACAGAUGCAGAAAUUGAGGCCAUAUUUGCCAAAUAUGACCAAGAUGGGGACCAGGAACUCACAGAAAAUGAACAUCAGCAAAUGAGGGAUGAUCUGGAGAAAGAGAGGGAUCUGGAGAUGGACCGGGGAUCUCUACCUCGCCCCAUGAGUGGUCGCAGCUUUCCCAGAAGUUUGGAUGACUCCGAAGAGGAUGAUGAUGAGGAUAGUGGACAUAGUUCCCGCCGAAGAGGAAGUAGUUCAAGUGGGGUCUCCUAUGAGGAAUUCCAAGUCCUUGUGAGAAGGGUGGAUCGUAUGGAACAUUCCAUUGGAAGUAUUGUCUCCAAAAUAGAUGCUGUGAUUGUCAAGCUAGAAGCCAUGGAAAGGGCCAAGCUAAAGCGCAGAGAAGUGUUGGGAAGACUUCUCGAUGGAGUUACAGAGGAUGAGAGGCUGGGCCGUGACAAUGAACUUCACCGGGAACAAAUGGAGAGACUCGUAAGAGAAGAACUGGAGAGAUGGGAAUCUGAUGACACAGUCUCCCAAAUGAGCCACCGCUUAGGCACCCCUAGUGGGAACAAUGGUCAGGCUCGCUCUAGAGGUUCGCGACCUCCAUCUUCUCAGUCUACGGAAGGAAUUGAAGGAGGAAUUGUGACUGGCAGUACUGGAAACAGCCAGAUAUAAGUUCAUAAGUAUGAACCAUGAAUAAUAUAUGAGUGAUCAUAGGGAUAUAGAAGGGCCCUCACAAACACGCUUUGAGUGUGCAGGCUAAAUCCAUCAAACCACAUAUUGCACAUACAUUUAUAGGCUUUUUUUUUUGUGAAAAAGGCAUUUCUUUCAUUCUAUGCUAUGAGGAUGCAGCAUUUUAGGAAAUCAGUACUAGAACUUGUGUGGAAUCAGGCAGAAUAAAAUUAAAUAAAUCAUUUAAAUGCCCUUAGGUUUUCCUCAAACCUUCAUCACAAAUGCAUGGCAGACACACGCAGAAACACCCAUGUGUGAGGGCACUUUGCUUGCCAAAAUAAAAACAUGGUAAAAACCCAGUGGUAACAGAACUGACACAUUCUCCAGGCCCCAAGCAUUCUAGAUAUUGGAUCUCAGACCUGUUUUACAUCCAAAUAUUAUUGUAAUCUAAUUUUGUCAGUCAGUUACUUGCUCACUGGACCUGUACCAGUUGCUACUGAAAUAUUAUAUUUCUAAAGGUGGCCAUACAUGUUACAAUUACGUUCUUUCCUAUGGCCAUUGGUCACCGGAAAGAUCGUUCCUACCCUCCACUGACUUUCAGGGCCGAAUUGUCAGAUAUGGAGGUAGAAAUAGGAAUUCUGCACCUAUCUGAUGUUUAGUCUUAAGGUGGUCACACGUGGCGAUCUGACGAUGUUGCACGAAACACCGUCAGAUCCGCCACACACCGUUCAGGGCUGAAACAGCAGAUAAGGAGGCAGAAACAAUAGGAUUUCUACCUCCUUCUGCAGAUUCAGCCCUGACGGCAGAUUUUGGUCAGGCACCUUCUAUGGCGCCCGAUCAAAAUUUUCUAACCUGGCCGAUCGGCGAGUCCACCGAUUUCAGCAGCUUCCUGUGAUAUCGGUCGACUCGCCGACAUGCCAUACACGCACUGAAUAUCGUACAAAACGAGGUUUCGUACGAUAUUAUCGGUGCGUGUAUGGCCAGCUUUAAAUACAGCUUUUGCUCAGGAGCCUUCUACGGCACCCAAUCAAAAUCUUUUGUCCUGCCCGAUUGACCAUACAACCAGUAUCCAAAGCUUUUGCGAUAUUGGCCGUCUCGUCAAUCCACCAUACACGCACCCAAAUAUCAUAUGAAACAUUUUCAUCUACAACGUCUAAUUUCUUCUAAUUUCAAUUUCUGUUUGACACAGAUCUUAGCUGCUUAAUAUGCCACAAUUGUUUAUGCAUCAUCCCCUGGAACUAGUCUAAUGCAAAUAAUAAGACAAGCAUAUACAGUUAUUUCCCAAGAUUCUUUAACGGGUUUUCUGGCUCAGGUUUGCACUUUUUAGUCUUGCCCACUAUUCUAUUAUUUUUAAGCUAACACAAUAGAUUUUAUGUAAUUCUAGAAAAGCACUGAUUUGCUUUAGAAAUAGUGAUACAUUACUGGAAUCUUACCUUUCUUUAUUAAAUGUCUACUAAAAUUACUGUAGAAAGACACAGCCCCCUUUUUCCAAAUACGAUAUGCCAGCCAAAGAAGUUAGAUUUAUAAACUUUGUUACGGAGGCUGCAGUUCGAGUUUCUCUUGUAAUUGGCUUUGAUAGAGUAUUGGAAUAUUCAAAAUUCAAAAGUUAUUUGGCUAUAAGUGUGGCCGUAUGCGUGGCCAACAAAGCUCUUUUACUAUUAUUCCCCAGUGAAAGUCCAUAACAAUGGAGGCUGUAGCUCUGUGCUUAAACAUAACUAUUAAAAAAUAAAUAAAUUAAAAAGCAUUUAUUAUUCAGUAAUAUUAUGAUUUCCUCAGAGCUUUAUUUAUUAUUGUUAGUGCCUUUUACAGGGUGCUGCUCAUUACAUCCUUUUCACUAUUUGUGUCACUGUGACUGAAGGGUUUAAUGAAACCUUACACACUUGUAUCAUUAUCUAUGCUGUAUGGCAGUAUGUUGGCUUUAAAACCUGUUUGAUUACAGAUGAAAUUAGCUUGUAUAUGUAUAUAUAUUUGUAACGUGUCGUUACUGUUAUUUUUUUAAACAAACUUCAUUUUGAAGUGCUUAAAGUUGCAUGGAUAUCCGUGUAAAGCCUAAAAGUGUGCUUUUACUGAAGUACAUUUAUAUAUCCAUCUUUAUUUUAUUACAUAUUUGUAAUUUACAUUCCUAUAUUAUUCUUAGGCUUUAUAUAAACAACUUUUUAGUCUUUUGUAGUACUAGAAGUUUGUAUUGUAACAGCUUGCACUUUAUUAUAAUAAAAUCUUGUACCUUUCCAACAAUAAA